UAAAAGAAUUAAUAUUAUAUUCGAAGUUCAUUAUUGAUCAUCUAGUUGAAAAAUCGAACAGACAUCAGAUUUUUAAUUCUCUUAGAUCACUGAGAAAAAUUUGAGUAUUUAACAAUGAAUGAAUCGUUAAUUAGAGGGAAAUAUACAAAACAGUUGCUUGUGUGUUAUCAUGGCAAAGCGCAUGUUCCAUGUUUAUUAUAAUAAGCCCGUGAAGUUAUACUAUUCGUAAAAUAUCUAUUUGUAUUACUGUAUGAUAUACAAGAAAUAAUAUACAUAGCGUGUUUGCAAUAUAUACAACUACGAAAAUUUAUUUACAUACUCAUUAAUUAAUACCAAUUUAUUCGAAUUCAAAUCUAAAGAAAAGCAAUCUUAGAUUAAUUGUGAAUACAUUGACUCGAAACAAAAUUUGCAAUUUUGGUCUGGAAGAUCAAUAAUUCAUUAAAGUAGUGCAAAUGAAUGUUUAUAAAGUUUCUUGAAUUUGACAGUGAAACAACGAAUCAAUAUUACACAUUUGAAAUAUUUUUUAUUAAUUAUUAAAAAAUACAUUACAUAUUCUCUUAUAAUUUUGACCAACAUAGCGACAUUUUAAAUCUAGAAUAAUGGAGAAAAUAGAGAGUCAACCCAAAUCUGCUAAAAAGAAAAGUAACAAAACAUUUGUAGAUGUAAUUACACAAUGUGUUCAAGUAGUAGUACGGUGUCGUCCAAUGGAUGAAAAAGAAAUAUCUCGAAAUUUUACAAAAGUUGUAGAAAUAAUUCCUGCAAAAGGAGCUGUAGAAAUUCGUAAUCCUCGGGAAGAUGUAAAUAAAGAAACUGUUAAAGUGUUUUCAUUUGAUUCUGUGUAUGAUUGGAAUUCCAGUCAACAAGAUAUAUAUGAAGAGACAGUACGUCCAUUGGUUUCUUCUGUACUUGAUGGAUUUAACGGUACAAUAUUUGCAUAUGGACAAACUGGAACUGGGAAAACUUAUACAAUGGAAGGUUCUAAAAACCAUAUUGAUAAACGUGGUAUUAUUUCUAGAUCAUUUGAACAAAUAUAUACUCAAAUUGGAAGAUCAAAAAAUAUUCAGUAUCUUGUAAGAGCCAGUUAUUUAGAAAUUUAUCAAGAAGAAAUUAGAGAUUUAUUACAUCAAGAUCAAAAUUUACGUUUUGAAUUAAAAGAAAAGCCUGAUACAGGAAUUUUUGUAAAAGAUUUAUCAAGUUCUGUUUGUAAAAAUGCAGAAGAAAUUCAGCAUUUAAUGAAUAUUGGAAAUCAAAAUCGAACAAUAGGAGCAACAAAUAUGAAUGAACAUAGUUCAAGAUCACAUGCAAUAUUUAUUAUUACCAUAGAAAUGGGAGAUAACUGUGGAAUUAGAGUUGGUCGUUUAAAUUUAGUUGAUUUAGCAGGGAGUGAAAGGCAAAGUAAAACAGGAUCAUCAGGGGAAAGAUUAAAAGAGGCUAGUAAAAUUAAUUUGAGUUUAUCUGCUCUAGGAAAUGUUAUUUCAGCUUUAGUGGAUGGAAAAACUUCACAUGUACCAUACAGAGAUUCAAAAUUAACAAGAUUACUUCAAGAUUCAUUAGGUGGUAAUUCAAAAACAAUAAUGAUAGCAAAUAUUGGUCCUGCCAGUUAUAAUUAUGAUGAAACUCUUACCACAUUAAGAUAUGCUAGUCGUGCUAAAAGCAUUAAAAAUAAACCUAGAAUUAAUGAAGAUCCUAAAGAUGCAUUACUUAGACAAUAUCAAGAAGAAAUUUUAAGACUUAAAGAAAAAUUAGUACAAAAAGGUCCAGGACAGCGAAAAAAACGAAAGUCUAAAAAGAAAAAAGAAACUGAAAAUGAUGAAUCAGAAUCUGAGACAGAAGAUAGUCAUGAAGAUAAUAAUAAAAUUUCAGAAACUGAUAAAAAAUUGAUAGCAGAACAAUUGAUAGUUGAGAAACAAGAAACUGAAAAUUUAGUGCAGAGAAUAAAGGAACUAGAAAGCAAAAUGCUUUGCGGAGGUAAAAAUAUUAUUGAUCAUACAAACGAGCAACAACGAGCUUUGGAACAGAGAGCCACUGAAAUUGCUGAACGCAAAAAGCGUGAAGUAGAAAUGCAACAAAAGCUUGAAGAUGAAGAACUUACUACUUUAGGUGUUCGUGAAACUUUUACAACUUUACAACAAGAAGUUGAUGUCCAAUCUAGGAAAUUAAAAAAAUAUUAUGCAAAAUUACAAGUUUUAAAACAGGAUUUAGAUGAUGUCACAAAUGAGUACAAUAGGGAUAGAAGAGAGCUAGAGCAAACCCAACAUGAAUUAAUGAAAGAAUUAAAAUUAAAAUGUCUUAUUAUUGAUAAUUUCAUACCAGUUGAAGAAAAACAUAAAAUUCUCUCUAAAGUAAGGUUUGAAGAAGAUGAAGAUUGUUGGAUAAUAAAAGAAUCAGAAUGUGCAAGUGUUGAAAAUAUUAAACGACCAGUUUCUGUUCCUGGAUUAAGAAGACCAAUAACUGAAUAUUCACGUACUGCUUUGGCAAUGGGUAAGGGUUAUCGAUAUGCUAGUGAAAAUAUUCUAAAUUUAAAAUUAGAUAUGCCUGUUCGCACAACAUUUGAUUACCAAAAACCUGUAAUUGCACCUACAAUUCAAGCUGUAUUGGAGAAAGCAUUGUGUGAUGAAGGGGAUAUAGAUGUAGAUGCUUCUAAUGCAAGUUUUAGAACUAAAUCACAAUUGCAAUCUGCACGAAUUCGUCCUAAAAGUGUUGGUAGAGUUCAACAAAUACCAGCACCAGUAUAUCCUAAAACAAGAGGAUUAGUCCCAAAAUAAUAAUGUAUUAUUCAUAAUACAUUCAUAAUUAAUAUUUACUUACAA
Molecule: messenger RNA, 2810 nt
Organism: Ceratosolen solmsi marchali
Lineage: Eukaryota; Metazoa; Arthropoda; Insecta; Hymenoptera; Agaonidae
Gene: Klp68D
Product: kinesin-like protein 68D
Exons: 2
Coding region: 600-2765 (721 amino acids)
Biological process (GO): microtubule-based movement
Molecular function (GO): microtubule binding; ATP binding; microtubule motor activity
Source: RefSeq, a predicted model, not a curated record